AUGUCCGCCGCCAAGACCAAGGCUCAGAACCUCAUUAAUGAGAACGGCGUCGUCGUCUUCUCCAAGUCUUAUUGCCCUUACUGCAAGUCUAGCAAGGAUUUGUUGGAUAAGCUUGGUGCUAAGUAUGAGUUGCUUGAGCUCGAUCAGAUCGAUGACGGCUCUGCCAUCCAGGCUGCUCUCCAGGAGAUCUCCAACCAGCGCACUGUGCCCAACAUCUACAUCAAGCAGAAGCACAUCGGGGGUAACUCCGACCUCCAAGCUAUUGCUGGCCAGCUCCCUGCUCUGCUCAAGGACGCUGGUGCCCUGUGA
Penicillium brasilianum is the source of this 309-nucleotide messenger RNA. NCBI's taxonomy places the organism in Eukaryota, Fungi, Ascomycota, Eurotiomycetes, Eurotiales, Aspergillaceae. The record is from the annotation of a GenBank genome assembly.